AUGGAGACCAUCAAACUGACCACCUUCACUGACGGCUACAAAGUCGCUCCCAAAAACGACGACGUCGACGUCGAGUCCCAGGAAGACAGCACUGACUAUUCCGGCCGGGCCCAGUGGCUCCGCGCCGCCGUCCUCGGCGCCAACGACGGCCUCCUCUCCACGGCGUCCCUCAUGAUGGGUGUCGGCGCCGUCCGCCAGGACGCUAAGACCAUGAUUCUCACCGGCGCCGCCGGCCUCGUCGCCGGCGCCUGCAGCAUGGCCAUCGGCGAGUUCGUCUCCGUCUACUCCCAGUACGACAUCGAGGUCGCCCAGAUCCAGAGGGACCUUAAGCGGGCCGGCGGCGAGCCGGCGCCGGAGGAGGCCAAGCUGCCGAACCCGCUGGAGGCCGCCGCCGCGUCGGCGUCAGCGUUCGCGCUGGGGGCAGCGGUGCCGCUGCUGGUGGCGGCGUUCGCGAAGAGCCUGAUCUCAUGGAUUAGCCAGAACAGUGGAGAAGCAAGGAACUGGUAG
Striga asiatica is the source of this 507-nucleotide messenger RNA. The record is from the annotation of a GenBank genome assembly. Lineage: Eukaryota; Viridiplantae; Streptophyta; Magnoliopsida; Lamiales; Orobanchaceae.